Cylindrotheca closterium is the source of this 1506-nucleotide messenger RNA. NCBI's taxonomy places the organism in Eukaryota, Bacillariophyta, Bacillariophyceae, Bacillariales, Bacillariaceae. The record is from the annotation of a GenBank genome assembly.
AUGAACACGUCGCACAUUCCACCCAACACCAUUGCCGUCCAAUGCAUGACACGCACAACAGUGGUGAUGGACAAUCAUCCUUCCUCUUCAUUCCCGGUUCCAGCAAAGAAGAACAACAAGGAGAAUUCGCAUUCGAUUGGAAAACAGGAUGUCCAUCCUUCCAACAAACCAAUCGAAGAACAACUUCACAUCCAAUUCCAAUCUUCCAGCGGUCCACCCAAGAAGCGCCUCUCGCCGAAACGUGGAUCCACGAACGUUGGGGGGAAGUUUGAAAAAAAGGCCCCAGCAAUCAAGAAAUCCAAGUGCACCGGCGGCACUAUCGAAUUGGCUCCAAAAACUACAAAUCAGACAAAACAAAGCACUCGCCCAUCGCAAUCUUUCGAGAAGGGAAGUUGGGGCAAGAAUCUUGGGUUGGCAAGAAAGGCCGUUGAGAACACCAAUUCCGAAGGCCAGCACGAUCGUGUCAAUGCGGCACUAUAUCCUUCCCAUCCAUCGGAUGCCUACUACCAGCACCACCAUCAUGGAACUCAUCAUCACCACCAUCAUCAUUCGAAUAGCCAUCAUGCUGGGCUGAAAGUACAGUUCAUGGACGGUGUCCCGCACAAUGACCAACUAGAGAAGCCACAGGUCAAAAGAGUCUACAAAUUUGGGCACAUUCCAGCUUUGGAGCAGCCAGCAGACCGUUGGAGAAGUUUGGUCUCGUUGGGUCAAAAGUACCAGUCAAGAGCUACAGUACACAACAGUAGUCAUCCAUACAUGUCGACUCAAAAUUUGCCACAUCCAGCAAGUCAAUACUACAUUACACCCGAAAUCUGGCAUUUGUUCAUGAAAGGUCCACUCAUUGGCACUCCAGAAUCACUCUACUGUCAAUUGCACGGUAGUCCCCAGUCUUCCACCGCCAAACAAGUUCCUGUCCCUUCCGCCAAGCAACAUUCUCCCAGCUCGGCAGGUCCAAGCGCCCGUUUUGCACAGCCUAUGGCAUCGACCAAUGCUCCAGGAAAUAGUGCCACCAAGCCGCAACUUCGUUCGGUAGAACCUGUCCCAUUGGCCAAUCCAGCAGGAAAAAGUGCCAUCAAUCCUCAACCUCAUUCGACACAACCUGUGGCAUCGACCAAUCCACCAGGAAAAAAUGUCGGCAACCCGCUACCUUCGUCCGCACAGCCUGUUCCAUUGACCAAUCUACCAGGAAAAUAUGCUAGCAAACCACAAACUGAUUGCAACACGCCAAAGAAGAAAACUACAAAGAAGACUCUAAAUUUGGCCCUUUUACGAAAGCUCACCAACAAGCCACUCGUGACAACACAACCAUGCAAAUGCAAAAAGAGUCAAUGCUUGAAACUGUACUGCGAAUGUUUCAAAAUCGGCCGUAUUUGUGCCGUAUUUUGCAAAUGCAACAACUGCAAAAACAAAAAGGAUCAAUUCUACAAAGAUAGUGAAAGAGCCAUUGCUAUCAAGGAAAUUUUGAGAAGCAAGCCCACCGCAUUUCAAACGAAUACCAACAAUUGA